Syzygium oleosum is the source of this 1319-nucleotide messenger RNA. Its product is annotated as protein EXORDIUM-like 2. NCBI's taxonomy places the organism in Eukaryota, Viridiplantae, Streptophyta, Magnoliopsida, Myrtales, Myrtaceae. The transcript has a single exon. The record is from RefSeq and is a predicted model, not a curated record. Bases 100 to 1074 code for a protein of 324 amino acids.
CUCUCCGCCGGCGGCAAACCCCCGGUAUAAAUACGCAACGCAGAGACACGCUCUUCCUCAUCGCCAACGUGAGAAACUCUUCCACAUUUGUCCGAAACCAUGGCUGCUCCGUCGUCGUCUCCUCCUCCUCCUCCUCCUUUCAUCCUCGCCGCCGCCGCCCUCCUCCUCGUCCUGUCCCAACUCUCCGCCCCGUCCUCCGCCGGCGCCGCCCACCCGAGGAUGCUGUCCCUGGUCACGACACCGCCCCUCGUCCUCACGUACCACAAGGGCCAGCUCCUCAAGGGCAACGUCACCGUCAACCUCCUCUGGUACGGCCGCUUCUCCCCCCGCCAGCUCUCCAUCGUCGCCGAGUUCUUCCGCUCCCUCAGCAGCCCAGCCAAGCCUUCCCCGUCCGUCGCCUCCUGGUGGUCCACCACCGCCGCGUACGCCGGCGGCCCCGCCCACAUCGUCUUGGGGAAGCAGCUCGUCGACGGCGAGUACUCCCGGGGCAAAGCGCUGAAGAACCAAGACAUCGUGAGCCUGUCCGCCAAGCUCGCCAGCGCCAAGCCUAGUGGCGGCAAUGCCGUCAACUUUGUGUUGACCUCGUCGGAUGUUGGCGUCGAGGAUUUCUGCAUGAACAGCUGCGGGUUGCACGGGUGGUCAACCACGGCCCCGGGCGGCAAGGGCGCCAAGUUCACGUACGCGUGGGUCGGCAACUCGGUGUCCCAGUGCCCUGGCCAGUGCGCGUGGCCUUUCCACCAGCCGAUCUACGGGCCUCAGAUGCCUCCCCUCGUGGCCCCGAGCGGGGACAUCGGGGUCGACGGGAUGAUCAUCAACUUGGCUACGGUCCUGGCGGGGACCGUCACGAACCCGUUCGACACGGGGUAUUUCCAGGGCCCGAGCGACGUGCCCCUCGAGGCCGUGACCGCGUGCACGGGGAUAUUCGGGGCCGGCGCGUUCCCCGGCUAUCCUGGGGUCGUCCUGGUGGACAAGACAAAUGGAGCGAGCUACAACGCGAUUGGCUUGGGUGGACGGAAAUUUCUGCUGCCGGCGAUGUGGAACCCCAAGACGUCUACUUGCAAGACGGCCGUGUAGAGCAGCAACCGAGCAAUACACAAACACGAGGAGUACUUCCAUUUUCAUACGUGUAUAGUGCACACGUGGGGUUAUAUCACUAUACGUCUUGCUUCUAUUUUUGGGGCUUUAAAUUAUGUUGUUGAAAUACAAUAUUUCGGAAUUUGUGGAUUACUUUGAUCCGUGGCUAUUGCAGAUCGCCUGAAUAACGCGAUUUCAUUGUAACGAUUGAACGUCAAUGCAUGUCAAACAUCUCUCUCGUUUCU